Molecule: messenger RNA, 2922 nt
Organism: Camelus dromedarius (Arabian camel)
Lineage: Eukaryota; Metazoa; Chordata; Mammalia; Artiodactyla; Camelidae
Gene: SPOCD1
Product: SPOC domain containing 1
Exons: 15
Coding region: 64-2847 (927 amino acids)
Biological process (GO): DNA-templated transcription
Source: RefSeq, a predicted model, not a curated record
CUUGAUCAGAGCCCUGGUGGGGACAAGCCCCAGUCUGUGGGAGGUCCCCCACAAGGUGCUGACAUGGAGUCUGUGGGAGGCCCUUGCAAUCCUCUCUCUUCCAAGGACACUGGGUCUGGGCCUGGAGAUCCAGGUGAAGUUUGGGUGGGAUGUGCCUCAGGGACUAAGAAGUUUGAAUAUUUGCCUACUGCAGGGGCUGGGGCCCAGCCAGGCAGCCCCUGUGACCCUGUCGGGUCCCCACUGCCCAGUGAAGGAGAGUCCCUUCGGCCACCUGCCCGGGAUCCUCCACUGAGCCCUGCACUGUGCCUGGGAGUGUCUGGAAAGGCUUCUACAGAGUGUCAAGAAGCCAAACACAUUGUGGGAGCUGGCGAUGAUCAUGGCCCUGCCACCUCGCACAACCAGGAAGAGCUGGAGGUCAAGGCUCAGCCAGGGUCGGGGGCGAGGCCAGAGCAGGAACUUGCUGCUUCCACUGACAACCCCACCAGCUCCCAGGAGCCUGCAGCCGGCAAGGCCAGCUCAGGCCCAUCCAUGGGGCAGAGAAGUUGCAGGCGUGCUAAAAAGUUGAGAAGGGGCCCAGUGCCCUAUGACCAGGACGAGAGCGCUGACAGAGGCUCAGACAACUCCAACCAGGACCAGCCAGAGGACCCCAGCCCAGGAGGCUGCCACAGACUGGAGGCAGUGAAAAUGCCCCAUGGGGUGAAGCAUGUGUGUUAUCAGGUUGGUUCUGGCGCGGUGAUCCGUCUCCUGGGGGCCAUCAGCCGUGGCCAGGCUAGGGGGCCGCUGCCUCCAAAGCUGGAGGUUCUGGAGGACAUGAUGGAGGUCAGCUCAGCCUCACCUGCCCAGAGGCCCAGAAAGAAGGAAACGCCAAUGGCCCAGGGCCUUGAGGGGUGCCAGGAUGGGGUCCCCUUUCAGGAGGCCGAUGCUGAGUGUCCUGGGCCACAGUGCGGCCUAGUGGAGGCUAAAGAGGAGGAGCGUGGUAAACAAGAUGAGGGAGAGGACUCAGCUCAACUUCAGCCCCAACAGGAGAAGCUGCCCCUGGAUAUUGAGGUACGGGGCACUGUGGUCCGCGCUAUGCAAGAGGUGCUGUGGAGUCGCCUUAGGGAGCUCCCAGACCUGGUGCUGAGUGAGGAGGCGGUGGAGGGCAUCGCUGCUGGCAUUGAAGCAGCCCUCUACGACCUGACACAAGCCACCAAUAGCCGCUACAAGACCAAGUACCGCAGCCUCCUGUUCAACCUCCGAGACCCCAGGAACUGGGACCUGUUUUUCAAAGUGGCUCACGGAGAUGUCACCCCUCACGACCUGGUGCGGAUGAACUCAGUCCAGCUGGCCCCCCAAGAGCUGGCCCGAUGGCGGGACCAGGAGGAGAAGAGGGGCCUGGAGAUAAUUGAGCAGCUACAGAAGGAGCCGUGCAGCCUCCCGGCCUCCAAACUGACCCACAAGGGGGAAGUCGAGAUCUUGCGGGACAUGGACCAGAUGCUGACCCUGGAGGAUCUGGUGGGACCCAUGGUGUCUACCGACCGCAGCGCACUGGCCCUGCCUGCCAUGGCGAAGGACACCGCGGAGCAGCACAAGGACACCACAGAGCAGCACCACUUCCUAGACCCCAGCUGCCACGUCUGCAUGGACUGGAAGCCCUCGUGUAAGAUGCCAGGCUCCUUCAAAGCCACUGGGAGGAUGGGGGACAAUGCCUUCCAGAGAGUCCCAAUCCUAGGCCCUAUGUCCUCUCCAGAGAUGCCCCAGACCAGGGAGAAGCCUCCCACGGAGCCCCAGGACAGGUGUGGGGCAGGGGCCAGGAAGAUGCCUGCUGGGCCUACAGAGGCCCUGCCCAGCCAUUUGCCCUGGGAAGGGUCUCUGGACAUGUUCUCCAUCAAGCAGUUCCGGGUCAAGGCCCAGCUGGUCUCGGGACACAGCUGUCAGCUCAUCCAGGCCCUGCCCCCAGUGAUCCGCUCUGCAGUCUGCAUCCCCCCCAACGCUGUCUGGGACUUUCUGGCCAGCAUCUGCCCAGCCCGGGCCAAGGAUGCCUGUGCGGUCAGACUGUGCCCACACGGUGCCCGGGACACCCAGAACUUCCACCUGCUCUACUCCUACCUCAACAACAAGCAGCGCCAUGGCCUGGCAGCUGUGGAACAGGUUGGGGUGGUCCUGCUGCCCCUGCCUGCCUUCCAGCCCCUGCCCACAAGGCUGCGACCUCUUGGAGGCCCAGGCCUGGAAGCCACUCACUCAAGCCUGUUGCUGGCCGUGCUGCUCCCCAAGGCAGGGCUUCCAGCCACAGUAGAGUCCAGCCCUUUGUGGGGGAAGGUUCACAAAAUGGUCUCCUUCAACAGAAAAGUGGAGAUGAGAUGCUCCCAGCCAGAAGACUCGGGGCCAGAUGUGGCCCUGAAAGGCUCCCCUCCCCCAAGGGAUCCCCUGAAGCAGAGCCGGGACAAAGGCAGCCUGGCUCCAAGGGGAACUUGUGCUUGGCAGAGGCCCCCCAGAGGCAGAGGGAGACUGUGGGGAGAGUCUGAGUCCUGGCAGGGUCCUGGGCAAGGGCAGUGGCCCCCCAAACCAGGGUGGUGGCAGUCCUGGCAUCCCUAUUCAGCAGCACUGGGCAGCCAUGGUCAGCACCUCCACAGGGCCUCCUGUCCCCAGCAAGCCCUCCUGCAGCAUCUUGAAUCCCUGGUAGCCAUGAGCCAUCAGCUCCAAGCCUCACUGAGGUCCCUGGGCCAGGAGCAACUUCCCCAACCCUCUGUCCCACCUCCUGCAUGCAGUCCCUGGGACCCUUGGCCUCCUUUGCCAGCCCCGGCAGCUCCAGAGCCCCCUGGCCCAGCCCCUGACUCCUCUUUGGAACCCCCAGUUGGAGAGACCUGACCUUCAUUGCCCACCAGCAGAGGGGCUUUAAUUCCCUCAGCAGUGCUGAACCCUAAGCUGUUCCAGGGAGAGCCA